AUGAGUCUCUGCGGGCCCCUCAACCUGAGCCUGGCGGGCGAGGCGACCACGUGCGCGGAGCCCGGGGCUCCCAACGCGUCGGCCGCGCCGCCCCCCGGCCGGGCGGGCACCUCGCCGGCGCUGCCCAUCUUCUCCAUGACCCUGGGCUCCGUGUCCAACGUGCUGGCGCUGGCGCUGCUGGCGCAGGCCGCGGGCCGCCUGCGGCGCCGCCGCUCGGCCGCCACCUUCCUGCUGUUCGUCGCCAGCCUUCUGGCCACUGACCUGGCGGGCCACGUCAUCCCGGGGGCGCUGGUGCUGCGCCUGUACGCGGCGGGCCGCCCGCCGGCCGGCGGCGCCUGCCACUUCCUGGGCGGCUGCAUGGUCUUCUUCGGCCUGUGCCCGCUGCUGCUGGGCUGCAGCAUGGCCGUGGAGCGCUGCGUGGGCGUCACGCGGCCGCUGCUGCACGCGGCGCGCGUCUCGACGGCCCGCGCGCGCCUGGUGCUGGCCGCGCUGGCCGCCGUGGCCUUGGCGGUGGCGCUGCUGCCGCUGGCGCGCGUGGGCCGCUACGAGCUGCAGUACCCGGGCACGUGGUGCUUCAUCGGCCUGGGCCCCGCGGGCGGCUGGCGCCAGGCGCUGCUCGCCGGCCUCUUCGCUGGCCUCGGCCUGGCCGCGCUGCUCGCCGCGCUCGUCUGCAACACGCUCAGCGGCCUGGCCUUGCUGCGCGCCCGCUGGCGCCGCCGCUCGCGACGGCGUUCUUCGGCGAGUGGCCCCGACGGCCGCCGUCGCUGGGGGGCGCGCGCGCCCCGCUCGGCCUCAGCUUCGUCCUCCUCGUCCGUCGCUUCGGUCCCCGGCGGCUCCCCGGGCCGUGGCUCAGCGCGCAGAGCCCGCGCUCACGAUGUGGAGAUGGUGGGCCAGCUCGUGGGCAUCAUGGUGGUGUCGUGCAUCUGCUGGAGCCCGCUGCUGGUGUUAGUGGUGCUGGCCGUCGGGGGCUGGGGCUCCAGCUCCCUGCAGCGGCCGCUGUUUUUGGCUGUGCGCCUCGCUUCCUGGAACCAGAUCCUGGACCCCUGGGUGUACAUCCUGCUGCGCCAGGCGGUGCUGCGCCAACUGCUUCGCCUCCUGCCCCCGAGGGCCAGCGCCAAGGGCAGCCCUGCGGGGCUGCGCCUAACCAGGAGCGCCUGGGAGGCCAGCUCGCUGCGCAGCUCCAGGCACAGUAGCCUCAGCCACCUGUAG
Messenger RNA from Neomonachus schauinslandi (Hawaiian monk seal), 1209 nucleotides. RefSeq names its product prostaglandin E receptor 1 (gene PTGER1). The transcript has 2 exons. The coding region runs from base 1 to 1209 and encodes 402 amino acids. Gene Ontology annotation, cellular component: plasma membrane. Gene Ontology annotation, molecular function: prostaglandin E receptor activity. NCBI's taxonomy places the organism in Eukaryota, Metazoa, Chordata, Mammalia, Carnivora, Phocidae. The record is from RefSeq and is a predicted model, not a curated record. Gene Ontology annotation, biological process: adenylate cyclase-activating G protein-coupled receptor signaling pathway; inflammatory response; positive regulation of cytosolic calcium ion concentration.